AUGGCAAAAUUUCUGGAACAUCACCGUCACGAGAGAGCAUCGCAUGCGAGCUCUCGCACCUCCGGCACCGGAGCCGUCUCGCCUCCGAGCCAGUGCAAAGUCCACAAGAUCAACUUCAGUGGCCUCGAGGAGGUGCAGGGCACCUUGGACGAGCGAAUCGCGGAGACGGAGCUCCACCUCGACCUUGGCAACACCAACGUCACAGACCUCAAAAUCUUCGAGAACACGAAGUUGACUCAUCUCUGCCUGCAGAACACCCAGGUGGCUGGCGACCUGAGCGCCUUCUCCCAAGCCACGAGGUUGAAAAGUCUCGCCCUGCAGAACACCCAAGUGACCGUGACCGGUGACUUGAGCGGCCUCCCUCAAAAAGCGUGGUUGAAACGUCUCAACCUGCGGAACACCACGGUGGCUGGGGACAUCUUCACGCUGCGCAAGUUGCCGGGGCUUAACAGCGCAGACUUGUCCCGGACCCAGGUGUCAGGGAAGCUUGACGAGGUUUCUUGGCUUGGUCAUUCCCAGCAGCUUCAGGCCUUGAACCUGGCGGAGACCAAGGUGGCCCUCGAUCCAACUUCCUACGACUACUUCUCUCGGUCCUGCGAAAAAGGAGAUAAUGACCACUGCUUUCUCCCAAAUUGGCCACCUUGGACCUGA
This is a messenger RNA of Effrenium voratum, 651 nucleotides long. Lineage: Eukaryota; Dinophyceae; Suessiales; Symbiodiniaceae. The record is from the annotation of a GenBank genome assembly.